CGGAGCCUACCGCCGCGGUGGCUCCUUGCUUGUUUUGCAGGAGAGGACGAGAGAAGAAGGGAAUCGCUUGCGGCCCGGCGGCUCGUGGCGGAGGAGGUGGUGCGCGCGCGCGCCCUCCCUUUCCCUCCCUACUAGGCGCGCGCCCGCGGGUUUCCAUGGUGAGGGUGGCGGAGCGCGUGCGGGCGGCCUGCGGAAUGGGCCGCGGCUGAUGCCUCCUUCUCAUUCUUCCUCUUCUUCGGCGGCGAAAGCGACCCUCGUCCUCCUCGUCGUCCUCCUGGUGCCAUGUCCCGAGGGUGCUGCCCCCACCUGCUCUGGGAUGUGAGGCAGCGGAGUUUGGGCCUGGAGGAGCCCGGCCUGCUGAGGAGACGGUACCUAGGUAGAAGAGAAUUUAUCCAAAGAUUAAAACUUGAAGCAACAUUGAAUGUGCAUGAUGGCUGUGUGAAUACAAUUUGCUGGAAUGAUACAGGAGAAUAUAUUUUAUCUGGGUCUGAUGAUACUAAUCUUGCAAUUACUAAUCCAUACAGUAGAAAGGUUUUAACAACCAUUCGCUCAGGACACAGAGCAAAUAUUUUUAGUGCAAAAUUCUUACCGUGCACCAAUGAUAAGCAGAUUGUGUCCUGUUCUGGAGAUGGUGUCAUUUUUUAUACUAACGUUGAACAAGAUGUUGAAACCAACAGACAGUGCCAAUUUACAUGCCAUUAUGGAACUACCUAUGAGAUCAUGACAGUUCCAAAUGACCCCUAUACUUUUUUGUCUUGUGGAGAAGAUGGCACUGUACGAUGGUUUGAUACUCGAAUCAAGACAAGUUGCACAAAAGAAGACUGCAAAGAUGACAUUUUAAUAAACUGCCGGAGAGCUGCCACUUCUGUAGCUAUAUGCCCCCCAAUACCAUAUUACCUUGCAGUUGGUUGCUCUGAUAGUUCAGUAAGAAUAUAUGAUCGACGGAUGCUUGGUACAAGAGCAACAGGUAAUUAUGCUGGCCGGGGUACUACAGGACUGGUGGCACGUUUUGUUCCUCCACACCUUAACAACAAAUCCUGCAGGGUAACAUCUCUCUGCUACAGUGAAGAUGGGCAAGAAAUUCUUGUCAGCUAUUCUUCAGACUACAUAUACUUGUUCGAUCCCAAGGAUGACACAGCUAGAGAACUUAAAGUUCCUUCUUCAGAUGAGCGAAGAGAAGAAUUACGGCAACCACCUGUCAAACGUUUGCGACUAAGAGGAGACUGGUCAGAUACUGGACCAAGAGCAAGACCUGAAAGUGAGAGAGAGAGAGAUGGUGAACAGAGCCCUAAUGUUUCAUUAAUGCAAAGGAUGUCUGACAUGUUGUCAAGAUGGUUUGAAGAAGCAAGUGAAGUUGCACAGAGCAACAGAGGAAGAGGACGAUCUCGUUCUAGAGGUGGAACUAGUAGAUCGGAUGUCACUGCUGCUGUUACUGUCCUGGCAAGUGGUGAAACAGAGGCCCAGAUGGAAGUAGAUGGUCCUGAACAGCUGCAAUCAUCGUCAUCUACAGUGUCAGCUCAAGCUCCCUCAACGUCUUCCUCAACAGAAAGUCCCCCUUCUACGUCCUUAUUGUCAUCUCCUGAUAACGAACAGAGACCUUCCUUGGAGACCCCUGCGCCACCUACACUCCCACAGUCUGAAUUAAUGGCGCCCGAGUUAGCUAUACUUCGUAGGGGUCUGCAGCGCCUGAGGCUUAAGAAGGCUGAACAGCAGAGACAGCGAGAGCUAGCUGAGGGUUCAGCACAACAGUCCGGCAGCUCUGAUCAGCCUUCCCCUAAGGGCUCCUCACAGGACCCUCAACCUACAGAUGAUGAAAAGGCAAGUCCACGGGCAGGAACAGGUGAACCCGUUUUAAGUUUACAUUAUAGUACAGAAGGAACAACUACAAGCACAAUAAAGUUGGACUUCACUGAUGAAUGGAGCAGCACAGCAUCAAGUUCCAGAGGAAGUGGAAAUCACAGUAAAACCGAAGGUCCGGAAGAAUCCCUAAGAACCCAAAGUUCAGAAGCACCAACACCAGAGAGUGAAGAAUCAAGAAUCCCUGAGGAAUCCCAAGAAGAAAAUUAUGAAGAAUUGGCAUCUGCACAUGAAAACAUAACACCACAAACUGAUAUUGAUACAUCUAAUCAAGCUGAAAGUAGCAACGAAGAAGGAAAUUAUCCUCAUCUUGACUUGACUUGUCAGGCUCCAGGGGAAGGUUUGUCAAACAAAGAUAUGGAAGAGCAAGACACCUUGAGUCAGCAAAGUACAGAGUCUACUGCCAACCCAAAUAAUACAAAUAAUGAACCUCAGUCACAGCCAGAUUCCUCAGGGCUUACUUCUCAUGAAGAAUCAUCUACAAGAAGUUCUGCUUUUCAAGAAACGGAUGAUAGUGAUGACGAUCCUGUCCUGAUACCGGGGGCACGGUUUCGUGGAGGAGUGGGACAUAGACGAUCUGCCGUUGCUCGCAUCCAGGAACUUUUCAGGCGAAGAAAAGAGAGAAAAGAAAUGGAGGAAUUGGAAACACUGAAUAUUAGACGCCCUUUAAUAAAAAUGGUUUAUAAAGGUCAUCGGAACUCCAGGACAAUGAUAAAAGAAGCCAAUUUCUGGGGUUCCAAUUUUGUUAUGAGUGGUUCUGAUUGUGGACAUAUCUUCAUCUGGGAUCGGCAUACUGCUGAACAUCUGAUGCUGCUCGAAGCAGAUAAUCAUGUAGUGAACUGUCUGCAGCCUCAUCCAUUUGACCCAAUUCUAGCUUCAUCAGGUAUUGAUUAUGAUAUAAAAAUUUGGUCACCACUAGAAGAGUCCAAGAUUUUUAAUCGGAAACUUGCUGAUGAGGUAAUAACUCGAAAUGAAUUAAUGUUGGAAGAAACCAGAAACACAAUAACUGUUCCAGCUUCUUUUAUGUUAAGGAUGUUGGCCUCUUUGAACCAUAUAAGGGCAGACCGGCUGGAGGGUGACCGAUCUGAAGGGUCUGGCCAAGAGAAUGAGAACGAAGAUGAAGAGUAAUGGGCUGUUCCCGGAAUCCACCUAGGCGUCAUGAAAUUUGUAUACGUCAUGAAUUAUAUUUUUCCUUACAAAGCUUUAGUGCAAUUUUAAGGUUUUGCUUUUGGGGUAACCUAACAUUUCGAUUUUGAAUGAAUGUGUGCAUGACUUGCAAGGGUGCAAGUAAAAUAAGCAAAACGUUUUUAAAAUGUUUUGUCAUGGAUGAGGGGUGCUAGAAAACGCAAAGUGCAAUAUUUUCCCUUAACUUGCAAAAAUGGGAGGUUGGAUCGAUGUUUAAUAUAACUUACCUUAUAGAGAAAACAUUGAUUCAAAUAAAUUUCUAUACCUGCUAUUUGCAUGUUUGUUGCUUUCUAUUAAAAGAUGUGGUUGUUUUA
Messenger RNA from Anolis sagrei ordinatus, 3356 nucleotides. The record is from RefSeq and is a predicted model, not a curated record. Lineage: Eukaryota; Metazoa; Chordata; Lepidosauria; Squamata; Anolidae.